This is a messenger RNA of Dendrobium catenatum, 1168 nucleotides long. RefSeq names its product transcription factor ILR3. Gene Ontology annotation, biological process: regulation of DNA-templated transcription; intracellular iron ion homeostasis. Gene Ontology annotation, molecular function: protein dimerization activity; DNA-binding transcription factor activity. The transcript has 5 exons. NCBI's taxonomy places the organism in Eukaryota, Viridiplantae, Streptophyta, Magnoliopsida, Asparagales, Orchidaceae. The coding region runs from base 229 to 924 and encodes 231 amino acids. The record is from RefSeq and is a predicted model, not a curated record.
UCUUUCAUGCUUUCCAGCCGCUUGGCGCGUGCUUUUCUCCUGUGAUUAUUUUCCUUUCCGAAGCCGCAACUUCGCCGUCUUUUCCUCCCUCCUCUUUCCUUCGCCCAUUCUUUCAAACCCUAUCCCUAAUCCUAAUCCAACUGCAAAUCCGCCGAGAUCUUCUGCUGAUUUGGGUAUCUCGACCGGGUUCAGGAAUGGAACCCAAUACGAUCCCCGAUUACUGGAUCGAUGACGCCGGAGGUGGAUCAGACUGCGAGCUACGCUGUGCCCUCGAGAGCUUCUGCGAUGUUCCGCCACCGGCCUCUGGAUCUGGUGUCAAGGAGGUGCACAGGAAUGGCUGUGGUCUGGAGCAGAUCGGGUCUUGGAAAAGGGUGUUUCUCUAUAUUUAUACCUUGCAGACUAAGAGAUGAGGCAUGCUGUGGUUCCAAGUCUAAAGCUUGUCGUGAAAAAAUGCGGCGGGAUAGAUUAAAUGAGAGGUUCUUGGAAUUGAGUUCCAUCCUUGAUCCUGGUAAACUUCCAAAGUCUGAUAAAGCUGGCAUUUUAAGUGAUGCAGCUCGUGUAUUGGCACAAUUAAAGAGUGAAGCUGAACAACUUAAAGAGGCAAAUAAGAAGCUUCAGGAGACUAUCAAGCAACUCAAGGUAGAGAAGAAUGAGCUUCGAGACGACAAGUUGGGGUUGAAGUUGGAAAAGGAGAAACUGGAGCUACAGGUGAAGACCACGGGCACUCCAACAGCAGGACUUAUGCCACCUACAAUUGCAGUGCAUCCUGCUUCUGGCCCUGCUAUUUAUAAGGCUCAUGGUGAAGCCCCUGCCAAAGAAGUGGCUCCCUUAAAUGCAUUCCCUUGCUUGGCCAUGUGGCAAUGGCUACCUCCUGCUUUUCUUGACACAACCCAUGAUCCAAAGCUAUGGCCUCCACAUGCUUAGCCUUUUGAAUGCUGCUGCAACUAAUCUUUUCUGCUUUGUUUUCUGAUUCCAAAUUCUAUUCUUAUUAAUAUGAUAAGAGACUUUUAUUUAUCUAGUUAUUUCUGCUGGCUGAAGUUGUUACGUUUUCUACUGGCAUAAAAUGUGAACCCGCCUAUUAAAUAGAUUCAGAUAUAGAGCAUUUGAUGUAUACGAAUAAUCCUUCUAUUUGCAUCUCUUUACAAAAUUCAGCUGUUGCUCCCUAUUA